CAGAGCGCAACUCAUGUUGCGUGUUUUUUUUUCUUUCAAUUUUUCAGAAUAUUCGCAAUAAAUAAGAAAAAACAAACAGCUGCAAGAAAUAUAAAACAAGCUGGAAUCUAUUUAAUGUGCAUUAUUCAUUGAACUGAAGGAGUGAAAAAUUAGAUUUUCUCUUGUUCACACUUUCACAUACGUGCGUUCUGUGAGUUCCGCCAUAUUGUUUGCUACACUACCGCCUUCUAAAGUAAAAAGGGGUUAGAAUGAAAGUAUCAUCAUUUCGUUAGACUCACUUAAUGUUCUCAUCUGUUUCCCUCCUUUUCAAGUGAAUUUACAUAGCUCUAUCGUUUAUUGAAUACUUCGCAUAAAGUGCAAACAAACCGCAUAGAUUUCAUAGUGUCUAAAUACCUAAGAAUUAUCGGUGCAUUUUCGUAUUUCACUAAUAAUCGACAUUCGUUGAAGAAUUUUGGAAUAUGGCUGCUGCUGCUGCUGCUGCUCUGCUUGAUGAGCUUAUGGGAAGAAAUAGGAACGUUCUUCCCAAUGAAAAACCCAAGGAACUUAAUUGGGAAGAUCCUGAAUUCUGCAAGUUGUAUUUAGUUAAAUUUUGUCCCCACGAUUUAUUCGUUAACACAAGAGCUGAUUUGGGCGCGUGUUCUCGAGUGCAUGAUGACGAAGCUAGGGAACUAUUUGAGAAAGCUCCCUAUUCAUAUCGGAAGCAACAGUAUGAAGAUGAGUUUAUUAGAUUUUGUCAAAGCAUGUUGAAUGAAGUUGAGAGAAAAAUCAUAAAGGGAAAACAGCGAUUAGCCCUUAUUGGAAGAACGGAAGCGCCUACUUUGACACCAGCACAAACUCAAAGAAACGAAGAACAAAUUGCACUUUUAACUGAAAAAAUUAAUAAACUAGUAGAAGAAGCAGAACAAAGUGGAAUACAAGGCAAUGUGGAACAGGCUCAAGGCCUAAUGAGAUUAUGCGAUCAAUUAAAGGAAGAACGAGAAACGCUAAGAAAAUCUAACGAUAAUAGUCACUACAAUCAGACCGCCGAAUUAGCUGCUGCGCAAGAGAAACAAAUGGAGGUAUGUGAUGUAUGUGGUGCAUUUCUUAUUGUCGGUGAUGCUCAACAACGAAUUGAUGAUCAUCUAAUGGGUAAACAACAUGUUGGUUAUGCUAGAUUAAAGAGUGCUCUUCAAGAAAUUAUGAGUAAACGUGAAAAAGCUAGAGAUGAAAAAGAACAAAGAAGGGAAGAAGAUAGAAAACAAAGAGCACGUGCCAAUGAAGAACUUGAUAGACGAAGAAGAGAUGACAGAGACAGAGAAAGAGAUAAACGUCGUAGACGCGAUGAUGAUAAAAGCAGACAUGAUUCAGGCAGUCACAGGUAUACAGUUACUUAUGCCAUUAAAUUAUUAAGUGACAAAAUACUAAUUUCUAUUACUAAUUAUAUGUAGAAAUUCAGGACAUAGAAGUAGGAGCAGAUCAAGAGACAAACACGACAGACAUCGAGAUGAUGACCACCGACGUCAUGCUCGAGAUAAAGGUAAAUAAAGAAUACACCAUUGCAAAAUUUGAACUAUUAAAAAAUACAUUUAACAUUCAGGAAAUCGUGAUCAUCGAAGCUCGAGUCAUCACAACCGACGUCGACAUCGAUCUAGAAGUCGAAGUCACAAGUAACUACUCUUGAUUGGUUAGUGAGUGAGAAGUAAGCCAGGUAUGCACUAAAUAAUAUAUCAUAUUCGUCUCAAUUACUGUACAGGUUUUUUACCAGGUAAGUUUCAUUAGAUGCACAUAAUAUAUACAUGAUAAUUAUCUGUAAUUUUGAAGAAUGGCAUAGUCACAGCGAGCCAGUCUCUGGUCCUGCCUAUUAA
Messenger RNA from Heterotrigona itama, 1844 nucleotides. The record is from the annotation of a GenBank genome assembly. Lineage: Eukaryota; Metazoa; Arthropoda; Insecta; Hymenoptera; Apidae.